Molecule: messenger RNA, 772 nt
Organism: Moneuplotes crassus
Lineage: Eukaryota; Ciliophora; Spirotrichea; Euplotida; Euplotidae
Source: the annotation of a GenBank genome assembly
UAAGUUUGGAAAAGAAAAUGGAGUCGAAGAGUUGUAUGAAGCGAACUGAACAAUUGAUAUUAAAGAGAGACAUCAUGUCCAACAUAGAAAUCUGUUCUUCUGCUCAUUCCAGCAUUAGAUUCCCAAAGGGGUUCUCGAAAAAUAAAGGAACUCUAUUUCUCAUAGGAGGGGAUUUAUCAAGCUUUAUUUUUAUGAAGAAGAUGGCUCCAAUUUUGCUCCCUGAUCUAGAUGAAUUUAGAGUCAGCUGAGUUAUCAACGGAAAGGCAAGAAUUGACUCUCUGUUAGCAACAUGUUGACCUAAAUAAGGUCAAUGAUAUGGAGCUCAUCUGCUCUGAUGGCUUGAUGAAGAUUCAGUACUACUUUCCUCAGGUUAUCAGAAUCAGUCCAAAGAUCCAGUGUAAGAUGAUCUUUGAUGGCUUUGAAAUUAAUGAGAAGUGACUUUGAAAGUUCUUUGCUGCUUUUAGGCAUAUAAAUUCUUUAGUGUUCACCAAUAGCAAGCUUAAUGUCCCAAAAAUCCCUGAUUUUUCAUCUGCAUUGAAUAAUACCAAGCUUGAGAGGCUGACUAUUAAUAAAUAAUUGGAGGUUAUCACUUGUAAGUGCCUGGAAAGAUGAGCCUGAUGAAUUGAAAAAUCUAAUUAUAGGGCUAAGCAAAUCCUCAGAUUUUAAGAAAAGUUUCCUCUUGUUUAAUUUAGCCUCUAUAUCAAUAGAAGAACAAUAUAUAAGAAGUAUUCUUGAUGAAAAUGAUUUUAAACACGUUGAACUUUGGAUCUAA